This is a messenger RNA of Patiria miniata (bat star), 1167 nucleotides long. Its product is annotated as trypsin-like. NCBI's taxonomy places the organism in Eukaryota, Metazoa, Echinodermata, Asteroidea, Valvatida, Asterinidae. Gene Ontology annotation, biological process: proteolysis. The transcript has 5 exons. The record is from RefSeq and is a predicted model, not a curated record. Bases 63 to 866 code for a protein of 267 amino acids. Gene Ontology annotation, molecular function: serine-type endopeptidase activity.
AAGGUUGCGAGUUUUGCUCCGAUGUUUAUUACUCCUGAAGUAACCACCAGAGUCGUUUCACCAUGCUGAAGUUUCUCGUGCUGUGUGCCCUCGCGGCCUCCGUAUACGCCGACUGUGGUGUGCAGGUCAUCAGUCCCUCUCUGUCCAAGAUCGUGGGCGGUGAUGAAGCCGUCCCCGGCUCCUGGCCCUGGCAGGUGAUGCUCCGUAAGAAGUACUGGGGAGGAGACUACCAAUUCUGCGGAGGUACCCUGAUCAACGACCAGUGGGUGGUCACUGCAGCUCACUGCUUCUACAACUACGGUAACAUCAAUCUGUACUCCGCUGUCGUCGGCGCGCACGACCGUGACGCCGUGGACGCCACCCAGUCCUCCGUCGGUCUCGCUCAGGUCUUCCUCCACGAGGACUACAACACGAGAACCUUGGACAACGACAUCACCCUGCUGAAGCUGUCCAGCCCUGUCUCCCUCAGUGACUACGUCACCCCUGCCUGUCUGCCCCAGAGAGAGGUCGCCACCGGUACUGACUGCGUCGUGACAGGAUGGGGCGACCAGGAAACCACCGUCGAUGACCCCGCCCUCCAGCAGGUCGUUGUGCCAAUCAUCUCCACUGCCCAGUGCAACAAGGCCACGUGGUACGGCGGUGACAUCACAGACAACAUGAUCUGCGCUGGUUACUCCCAGGGCGGUAAAGACUCUUGCCAGGGUGACAGCGGUGGUCCAUUCGUCUGCGCCGCCUCGAGCGGAGCCUACGAGCUUGUGGGCGUGGUCAGCUGGGGAUACGGCUGCGCAGACGCGCGCAACCCUGGAGUCUACGCUAAGGUCCUCAACUACGUUGAUUGGAUCAACAACAUCGUUGCCAACAACUAAACAAAAGACAAGUCAUGAAUUAUUCAACAGUUCAGCAAGCCAACUCGGGAGGGCGUAUUAAAGCCUUGGCCAUAUUGGAGCAAAACCAUUACGAUCAUUUGUUUAACUCAAGAAAAGAAAGCAAUUUAUACAGUACAAAGGGAAUUAAAAGUCACAAGACGUAUUCCCAAACCCAGUCCCACUAAGAAACAUGAUUUCGAUGAAUCAGUGCCCCAAAUAUGUCAUUUUGUGCAUGAAUUAUAAACAAUAAAUUUCUAAGAUUAUUAAGUGUUUAAUAAAUGUAACGAGUUUGAAAGAGUAA